Synchiropus splendidus (mandarinfish) is the source of this 7109-nucleotide messenger RNA. RefSeq names its product pro-neuregulin-2, membrane-bound isoform-like. Gene Ontology annotation, molecular function: signaling receptor binding. The transcript has 12 exons. Gene Ontology annotation, biological process: animal organ development; intracellular signal transduction; nervous system development. The record is from RefSeq and is a predicted model, not a curated record. Bases 660 to 2792 code for a protein of 710 amino acids. NCBI's taxonomy places the organism in Eukaryota, Metazoa, Chordata, Actinopteri, Syngnathiformes, Callionymidae.
AUGUUUGCUCACGUCAGCCGCACGCGUGUGGCGUGGGGCGUAGGGGACGCGGCGGGAGGGUGCGCGCUCCUGUUGCACCGCCUCACCGGAUAACCGCCGCUCUCUGCUCGGGAUUUCUCCAUCCUUUUUUAAAAAAGAAAUGAAAAACCAAACCGUACAGGUCACGGAUCAGCAGGAGCAGGACCCUUCCCGCGAUUCCAGCGAGUGGAUCCGACCUUGCGUGAGCGUGGAGCGCGUUUCUGUGCGCCUUUUUUUCCUCUCUCCAAUGCGCCCACCCUCGCCUAUUAGCUGAGGAGAAGGAGGGGGAGAGGGAGAGAGAGAGAGAGGGAGAGAGUUCUGGAUUGGAGAGGAGGCUAAUUUACGAGUCUUGUUUUGUCUUUCAGGAGAAGGGGAGAUCAGAGGGGGAGGGUGGUUGGUGAAGGAGAAUGCAGCAAUCACAUUGUUAAGCAUGAAGCAGAAGCGGAGCGCUUCCGGUUCCUAGGCUGCUGUCUCCCCCCCAUCCGAGGCCACAGCAGCCGUAUGGGGAAAGCAGCGGCGGACACAGAUGGCAUGGACACUUGCACAAGGUCUGCCGCUCUGCCCUGCCUGCUCGCCGCCGUCUCUCUCCGCCAGCUCGCUCCGCCGCCCAGCAGCACUGCAGCACAGCACAGGCUGACGGCAUGAGGCUUGAUCCGGUGCACCUCUCCAUGCUGGUCAUCGGGGUCUCCUUCGCCUGUUACGCCCCGAGUCUCAACUCCCUGCAGGACCAGGCGUACCGAGCUGCUGUGGUCAUCGAGGGCGAGGUGCGCUCCUCCCCGGAGAACGUCUCCUCCCGGGAGCCCUACAGUGUGAAUGUCAGAGUGCUGGACGUGUGGCCCGUCAACAGCGGCGGCCUCGAGAGGGAGCAGCUCGUCACUGUCGGGGACUUCGGCUCGGAGGCCCCGUGCACCACGCUGGAGAAGGACCACAGAUAUAUCUUUUUCAUGGACCCCACGGCCGAGCCCCUGGUGUUCAAGGCAUCGUACGCCCCCGUGGACGCCAGCGAGCCGGAGCUGAAGAAGGAUGUGGAGCGAGUGUUGUGCGAGGACUGCGCCUCUGCUCCUCGACUGCGGUUGAUGCGUGGUCAGUCACUAAUAGAAGGGGACAAGCUGUACUUGAAGUGUGAGGCGUCGGGAAAUCCAAGCCCUUCCUUUCGCUGGUACAAAGACGGACAUGAGCUCCAGAAAGGCAGAGACCUCAAAAUCAAGACCAAUAAAAAAAACUCAAAGGUGCAGAUCAGCCGAGUCCGAGUGGAAGACUCGGGAAACUACACCUGUGUGGCCGAAAAUUCGCUGGGGCAGGAGAACGUCACCAGUAUAAUCAGCGUGCAGAUCUUGACGACCACCACGCCGUCGCCUGGUGUGAGUCAUACCAGGCGCUGCAACGAAUCAGAAAAGACCUACUGUGCUAACGGAGGAGACUGUUACUUCAUUCAUGGUUUAAACCAGCUGUCCUGCAAGUGUCCCAAUGACUAUACGGGGGACCGCUGUCAAAACUCCGUCAUGGCCAGUUUCUACAAGCUUCUCAGAUUUGAAUUUAUGGAGGCUGAAGAGCUCUACCAAAGGCGGGUGCUGACGAUCACAGGCAUCUGUGUGGCGCUGCUAGUGGUUGGCAUCGUUUGUGUUGUCGCCUACUGCAAAACCAAGAAGCAGAGGAAGAAGAUGCACAGCCACCUACACCAAAACCAGAAUCAGUGUUUGGAGCAACCAAACCGCAUGCUCGCCAAUGGGCCCAACCACCCCGGUCCCGGUACAGACGAGAUCCCCAUGGUUGACUACAUCUCCAAGACAGUUCCUACGACAGAGUGUGUGAUCAGUCACGGAGCAGAAGGUGCAGGGAACUACGCAGGCAGCCGCAUGUCCACCCGCUCCCACCACUCCACCACUGCCUCACAUGCAUCCAGACACGAGGAGCAGACGUGGAGCAUGGAGCGGACAGACAGCAUGAACUCAGACUGCCAGUCGGGCGGACUCUCCAGUUCUGUGGGGACCAGUAAGUGCAGCAGCCCAGCAUGCAUGGCGAGGAGAGCGGCCCACUGGGGUUGCGGGGACGUGACGGGCCCAGGGAUGCAGUACGGGGACUCCUACGACUCACUACGAGACUCACCUCACAGUGACAGGUAUGUGUCAGCACUGACCACACCAGCACGCUUGUCUCCAGUGGAGUUCCACUACCCCCCGCUGCCACCCCAGGUGCCCACCUUUCAGAUCACAUCGCCCAACACAAGCCACGCCCUCUCGCUCCCCCCUGCUGCUGCCGCCUACCACAGAGAGGACGACCAGCCGCUGCUACGAUGCCCCGAUGACCGGAGUCUGUACAGGCAGCCUCGUCGACCACGCAGACCCUACCUGACAGAGAGCACAGGAAGUCUACCGUCCAGUCCCUACCGUCUCCCUGACGAAGAGGCUUAUGAGACCACGCAGGAAUACGCCUCUUCAAGAGAACCCAUCCGAAGUCGAAGACGCCCGAGACGCAAUCGCCUCAACGGACACAUCUCCCAGCGGCCAACAGGCCAGCGGGACUACAGCUCGCAGAGCUUUAGCCAAUCAGAAGAAGAAGAGGAGGAGGAGGAGGACGAUGAUGCUCACGGGGAGAGCACGCCUUUCCUAAGUAUGCAGAACAUGAACGUGGACCUUCCCUUGUCCGUCCCGGGUUUCCGUUCAUCGUCGGGUGCGGACACGCGGACUCACCGUGGGCAAAGUCGGUCGGGGACUCGCAGCAAUGGCCGCAGCUCCCAGUCACAGCGUUCCAAAGCCGACAACAUGCCCCUUUAAGACUAAACCCGGACCCUCCUGCCACCCCCCCGCCCACACCUCACACGUCCCCCUCCCUCCUACACAUGACCAGUGGACUAGAAAGCCGCACCUAGGAGAAAUAUUUUUAUUUUGUAUAACAGACAGAUAUUCUAAACAAAUGAAAUAUUUAUUUUCAUUUCAGCAAAAAUUGUCUACUAGCUAACAGCAAAGACUUUUUUUAUAACGGGGGGGAUAUUUCUAUGUAAAGUUUUUUGAUUUACAGCAUUAUGAGAGAUGAAAAAAGAACUACGUGCCAAUUUUUUCACGAGUUAGAUAAAUAGAAUAAUAUUGUGGUGCCUUUUGCUGUAUGCUGAAGUCGGAGGUCCCGUUGAGUUUUUGUAGCCUUUCUUAUGAAGACUCCUCGUUUUUAUAUAGACCGACCCCCCUCCUUCCUUUUGCUUUGGUUUUCUCUCUGAUUUGGGAUCCUCCUCUUUUUGAACUGUGAUCUGAUUAUGUCAUCAUGCAAUAUCGAUUCCUCCUGUGUUAAAGGUGUCUGUUUACAUGGUCCCUAUCCACGCUAUGUUUCACAGGGACGACUCGAAGUGUAGGAUAGAUAUUGCUCGCAAGAUUCUGGAUGGAUGAACAUGCGUCAGUUAUGUCUUCGUUCGCUGCCUGUCAAUCAUCUGUCGUUAGUGUCAGGGUGUCUCCAAUGGAAAGUGACCUCAGAUGCCUGUGUUGGUGUUCAGGGUGCUGCCAGGAGUGCGUAUGCGUGUCCUGAAGCCUCUUUGGGUUGGCUCUUCUGUUCACCCUCCGUGUGGUCUCUCAUCCGACCGCUCCUCUCACCACCCUCGCGCUGCCAGAAGCUCCAUUGCACUGUAAGCCCCUCGCUCCAUGAGCAGUCGUUGGCCAGGGAGCUGCCGAUCCAAACCCACCCAACCAAUCCAGUUGUAAUCCAGCCUGACUCCGGCCUCCCGUGGACUGCCCGCUCGUUUCCUAUGCCAGCAGCUUAGAGCCGCACUCUGUCUCAGGACUUUCCCGUCACAUCAGCCAAAAGACUCAAGCAAGAGAGCUCCUCGUCCAUCGUCCACAUGUCCUCGCUGUCCUUCGGUGGGUCAAGACCAAGGAAGCCUGUUGCUUUGUGUGUCAGUGUGUGUGUGUGUGUGUGUGUCUGUGUGUGUGAAGGUCAUAAAAGAGGCGGUGAUGCUGAGGCCACAUAUCUUCACUCUGAAGCGGGGCUGAGGAAUAAGCCCCCGCUGCUCACUCUGGGUCCCUUCUGUCCUUUUUUUUUUUUGUACAAAUAUUCCUAGAAGCUUUGCAGGGUCCCUCAAAGUAAGAAAGUCACCACGAUCACCACGAAAUGUCUUGAUGGUGCAGGAUCGCACUGCGUGAGAUUGUGCUCUAUCACACAGCCAAAUACAUAACUGCAACCUAGACUCGUAUCAAUAUACUUUUGAUUACUUGGCUUGGUCAUAUUGACUGAUUGAUCUGUUGUUCGUCCGUCCUUGGCAGCGUCCACACUGUGUUUUCAAAUAAGGAUCAACAUCGGCUUGAUUUCAACCCAUGUUUAUACUACUGCCGCCACAAAAAUUGGAAUCUUUGAUGAACCAAACUAGCAGCAUUUUGUAGCAGGAAAUUUGGGCCUGUGUUGGCUGACAUCUAUUUACCUAACUAAACAGCACACAUCCAUUUUCUUAUAGAAUUGGACAGUUUUCAGUAAGGCAUGCCCAGAACCCUUCAACAGGGACACGUCCACAGAUUCAACGGGCUUCUUCCCAUCAAGAGGAGCAGCAGUUCUAGUUCAAGUCCUCACCUCAUCUCACUCCAGCGAGAGUUCAUUUUCCUAUCUUGGAUCUUGUAUUCUUUCAAUCGCUAUCCAAAGCCUGUGACUCUGUUGUGUAAAUCCACAGCUCUGCCUUUCAGCUCAUCUCAUUUCUCAGCAUGACAAAUCUUUGCAGUCCUCAUGACAGACACACACGUGCCAGCCAUCUGUCCAAUAGCUCCAUCAAAAACACGACAAUACUCGUCUUGCAUCAUUGUCUGACACUUGUCGUGAAGUGUUCAACACAAACCAUUCGUCAUUCAUAUUACAUUCACUCUGGUGUUGUUAAGCUACAAGCCAAUGAGCACAAAACUAGCGCCACCACAAUCAUUGGAAUGUAUUCUUGCGGUGGAUACAGUGUUUGGCACCCAGCCAUUGAAAAGGCGUGGGAUUAGAACCGACAGCCCUCCCUAUGAACACCUUCUAAGGAGCCACUCCCACCUCAGGCUACACACAAGUCCUUGACCGCCACCCUUCUGUGCUAAAGGCGUUGGAAUUAACUCUUAUUGCUGACCUAAGAAGCACCAAGCUCUUGCUUGGCUUGUAGUUCUUAGUUGUAAACUCAUACAGACUGGAUACAGAUCACGCUCCCUGCCUUAACUAUGUUUCCCUGUAGCAGCUAGUUGUUGGCAUUAUUUCAUUAGCCUACACGGAGCGCACACAACUCCUCCCUAGCAUCAGCUGGUCACCACCAUGACCAUGUGACGUGCCACCAUCAAAUCUUUUGAUUCAAAACUUGAACCUGGCUUGUUGUCCUAUCAACAAUCCAGUGUGUCCCCCGGUUCAGAAACCCGAACAUUAGCACGUCAUAUUUGCCCUUUAGGGAUCUAAAUAAAAGUCGGCACUGGAUCAAGUGGAACAUAGAUGCAAGCUAUGACAUACAUAUGAACUACUCAUGGAAACAGGUAAAAACAAAAUAAGCACUCGAGUACUAUUACAAGUCCCACAGUGUACUGCAACAACCGAAGCUUUAACACGGUCCGAGCCAAAGGUUUCGAUGAAGGCCAAUAGACUUACAACGGCUCUUCCUGUUUGCACUGAUGAAAGUAUAUGGCGGGUCAUGUGACAUUCACAUGCAGCAAUAUGUCAAGCUAAAGUAGAUUAAAUCCUUACUUGAAAACUAAAGUGUGGAUGCACCAUGUGUGGAAAGCCCCAAACCCACCACCGUGCAGUGCCCACACAGCUUCAUCUCCCCCCACCUCCCGGUUCCUCCUCAGAAGCAACUAGAUGCAGCGAGAGUUUGGACUCCCAAACAGCACACGCAGCAGCUUCUCCACAUUCUGUAUACUUUGGGCCUAGAGACCCCUCCACUGAGGAAAAUGACACUGUGUUGCAUUUGUGUCCCAUUUUGAUUUGUUCCACAGGACAUGCAUGGAUGACAGGUGUAAUGUGGUGAACUAAAAAAUAAAGUGGAGCCCUGUAGAAUCACUGAAUCCUUCUAGAAUUACCCAGAAAAAAAAAAUGAAGCUUUAUUUGGCUUUGUGGCCCAAAGUUGGCUCGUAUCGUCCUCUAUCACUGUAACCAAUCUGGGGAUUUGCAACGUGGAGUAACUGCAAGUGAGGGUAGUGUGCUUCUAGAGUUAGUUGAGCUGUUAACCCCCUCCCCCUCUCCUCACCCUGCACUAACACCCGCCCCCCGCCCCUCCCCCCGCCCCUGUACAUACACACCUGAACUACAUGCAGAAGUCAUGAGCAAGCACACACUGUGACACACACCCACGACUCCUCCGCCACGGUCGUCAAACAGUUCUGUCUUUUUUUUUCUACCAAAUGGCUCCCCCUCCUCCUCGCCUCCCCUCCCCUCCCCCUGCAUGUCCUAGUGGUACUGGUAGUUGGGUGCAUGGAUAAAGCAGCAAGCAAAUAUUUUUUUUUUCAUUCGGUGAAAAAAAAAGAUGAAAAACGUGUCUUCAUUUUAACAUUCAGCAAUAAAUCCCCUGAACUUCAUGUCCGUCAUUCUUGGAAUAUGCUAGAAGAUUUUUUGCAAGUUUUAUCAAAAAACUAAAAAACAUACUACUUGUAAAAGAAGAAAAAAAUUCCCAAACCAUCCCUUCAUAUGAAAAAUAAAACUUUAUUCCAAAUAUCUUGACUUUGUGUGUCCUUGUGGGGUGAACCUGCAUUUGUACGCAGGCUUGAUGAAUACUUUAAAUUGUGCGAUAGUUCACAUCAUUUAUGGUGUGUGUGUGUGUAAUGUGUGUACGUUUGCAAAAAAUGUGUUUGAGCUCUUCUGACAGCUCAUGUUUGUGUUACCGUGAUAAAAAGUAUUUUGUUUUGUUGGAAUAUUUGUGCAAAUGUUUGUAAAGCUCUAUUUUGUGUGUCACAUUUCAGUUUUGGGAUAUAUUGUACAUUAGAAUAUAUUGUGUAUGAAUGCAUUAUACUUGUUUAUACUGCCUUGUGGGGACCGAUUCUUGACAAAGCAAUAUCUUUACGUGGACCUUGUGCCUUCAUGGGGAGGGACUCCAUAAGGUUCGUUAAGCCUCAAUCUGAGGAAGAAGGUUUCAAAGUAACUAGGUCAUUAUAACUGGGUUUAGGUUCGGGGUA